This is a messenger RNA of Paracoccidioides brasiliensis Pb18, 1428 nucleotides long. RefSeq lists its product as uncharacterized. The transcript has a single exon. The record is from RefSeq and is a predicted model, not a curated record. The coding region runs from base 1 to 1428 and encodes 475 amino acids. Gene Ontology annotation, molecular function: hydrolase activity, acting on carbon-nitrogen (but not peptide) bonds.
AUGGCUCGUUCCACCGGUCCAGCUGGGGUUACUGGAGAUACUCCACCGGUACACAGGAUAGAUCUCUCUCUUCCCCCUGCAAAACGAUAUGUUGAACUUGCAAAAAGCUAUCGUGACAAGAUGAGGUCUCUCACUGGUCUUUUCGAUGAGCUUGUCGAGUCCGUACAUCCUGGCAUCAAUGUCAUAUGGGUGAAACGGGCGGCGCGUUUAUUCCUCCGCAAACUGUAUACCCAUGAAGAAACGGAGGAGAUCAAAGGGAUCAGUAAGGCAACUGGUAUCGACUUAUACCUGCUGGUCUCGCUCAAUGUAGUCCUUGAUCUGCUCAUGGGAUGCACCAGCGGCGGCGCGAGAUGCAGAGAUGCACAAGAUUCAAGUUCUAAAAUGCUUCAUUUUCGUACGCUUGACUGGGGCAUGGAUGUCCUGCGGGAGUUGAUAGUUCAACUGGAAUUUGUCCGCAGUCCUGAGACAGAAAAAGUCCUCGCAACAAGCAUUACAUACGUUGGUUUUGUCGGAGUCCUGACUGGUGUGAGGCGAAACCUCAGUGUUUCACUAAAUUUCCGCCCAAAUCAUGACAUGAGCAAGCGUUUUGUCAACUUAAAAUUUUAUGCAAACCGUCUGCUCGUGCUGUUGGGUAUCCGACGUUCCGUAUCAUCGUUGCUUCGGCAGUAUCUCCUGCCACCAAACCCGGCGAGAUGGAAUUUUCUCACCCGCGUAUGGUCAACAGCAGCCCAGCCAUGGCACCUGCAAUCUCUAAGCGCAAUCACAGCCGCCCUUCCCCAGACCCCCACGACCGCAGCGUAUAUUAUUUUGAGCGACGGAGCUACCACCACCGUAUUAGAGAAAGAUUACAGGUCUGCCGUCACCCGCUCUUCAUCGUCAUUCAUUGUAGCUACAAACGUCGACCUAGCAAUGGAAUCCCUCAAUUCAACCAACUCAACCACCAGAGCUUCCACGUCCGAGCCGGAAGAAUGUCAACUAACAGGCCUAGAAGGUCUGCAGGAUCUAAUAGAAGAUAGCAUAGAGCGAAAAGCUUGCAUGCAAUCCUUCUGGGAUGCGAGGACCAGACAAGUACAUAGAAAUUCUCGAAAUCGAGUUGGCAAAGGACAAAGACUUCCCAAGGAGACGCCAGAAACUUCCGGCAGACGAGACCCAUUACAGCGAACUCGCUCUUCAAGAGCAAGCGGAUGUCAAGAUAUCACCUCAUCGGCACCACCAAAUACAUCUCAAAAUCGGGAAUUAUCACCGGAGACCGAGCAAACUACCUUCCAAGACCAAGAGGUGACUGCCGCACCAUUAGAGGUCAUGGAAUGGACGAGCACCCACCCAAUCACGAAUGAAAUGACACAUUUUGCAACUGUCAUGGACCCUGCGGAGGGUAGAGUUGUAUGGAUUCAACGAUAUCUUCACCCACUGCCUUCUCAAGGAUGA